AUGGAAUUAUGCGAGCUAAAAUUGAUAGAACAAAAUUUGGAAUCAGAAUGGCCUGCAGAUAUUGAUCAGCAUAUCGCAGAACUUGACUUUCAACGAUCAUCUGAUGAAGAAGAAGGCGAUCAGAGCUUAUUAUCAAGCAUAGCCUUAGAUCCUUCAAUCAUCUCUACUGAUAGCCUUGAUAUUGAAAAAUUGCAUGCUCGUUGCGAAGUUAAUAAGAAUGAUUACAAGUUAACAUUCGAAGAUAGUGGGCAAUGGACUAGUGGUAAUCUUACUACUUGGGGACGCAUUCGAAGUACUGAACCUUUAGAUGAGAAAACUAAUAGUUUGCCUGAGUUAGGCGCGAAUCAGAAAGCAGAAACAAGCAAUCAGCAACGACCAUCGAGUUUACUUGCAACUUUCGUUGAACGACAGCCUGAUUAUGAUUAUGCUGGCUUAUACGUCGGCAAUGGACGUUAUGUAGAUGUUAAUGACAACGAAAUCGCUUAUGUACCACAAAGUACGGAAGCUAUACAACGGGCCGAUCGCUGGCGUGCAGCUAAUCGGUUGCCACCGAACCCUCCGAUGAAACCUCGGCGGACAUUUGCUGAUUUUGAGGCUACUCGUGCACCACACCUCGACUUCAUGGUCAUGGAUCAUAAUAUGCCAAGUUUAUGCCAGCCGUCAAUAUCAAUGAGUGGAAUCAUGGAUAGAUUGAAAGAAGGAGUGCUCGAGGAUGAAAAGUUUGAUUUUUCUUUGCUAAGCGUUCUGGAAAAACGAGGGCCGGAUUCUGGAUUGGGUAGCAGUGCUACACUGAGUAGCGGUCCGUCACAUAUUGAGGAUUGGCCUUCAUUAGCAAUCCUUUUGCCUAAGCAUGUCGCUGAAGCAUGUUCAUUUUUCAAGGCAAACAGCCGGUUAUUAAUGGGUUCAAACAAUAUUGAACGGAUAAUACCACGUAGAAAUGAGACAUGUCGGACAUGUAUCAAUGUUAGAAGAAGGCUUCAUCCAUUUGUCUGGGCACGACCUGGUUGUGCUCGAUAUUCCCUUUGUGACUGUACCAGUAGUGAGAUUGUUGAUCGAAAUGUACCUUCUCGAGAGCAACAUUUAUCUCUUGGUCGACUCAGACUACGAGCUCAAGAAUUAAGUAUAGUUGGUUUGCCUGUUUAUAAUGCCAAACGGAGACUUGUUGAAAAGGUUGUAGAAGGAGUGGCAGAAGUUGCAAGAGGUGGUUCAUUAAAAAAUUUAUGUACCACACUACAAGCAUUACUUGCUGAUGGUCUGAAAAUAAAACACCCAUGGGAUAUGGUCGUCAAUGUCACAGCUCCUGGUCCAGCGACAAGCAGUGUAUAUGCACUCGUAAGCCAAUUGAAUAAGAGUGAGAAGUCUGCAGAUUCCCGAAUCACGACAUUAGGAUCUAUUGAUUGCUGGAUGUGUUAUGUGGUGCUCAAAGAAAAUGUAUUGGAGAAGAUCUACAAUAAGGAUGCUUUCAUGCUACGAGCAAAUACCUCGUAUCGAAGUUUAUUGUGGAGACUUUUAGAAAAUUUGGAAUUAAUUACUUUGCUUGAUCGUCGAUCUGCGAGUGAUCAAUCAUCGGAAGAGCUGCUAGAGACAGUAAUACUGGUGCCAUCACCUCUCGCAAGUGAUUCUCGAGUACCAAAAAGCUCUUCAAUGCCCGCUCGUCUUUCAAACCAAAGAAUAGACACUAAUUCAGCAACCCACACCCAUUCGAACGAUGUUCAGUUAAUCCGACCGAGUCGAAUCCCGUUGCUGAGUCAACGCCCUGUACGGUCAAGAUUUAGCAAUGCAGUUUGCAGCAGUCUUUCUCCUGGAACCUCAUCGCGUGCUGAUGAGGGGAUGUUGCAUAAAGUAAAAGUGUACAAGCGUGGAGGAAAAGCCGAUACAGGUUACAAUUUGGCAUCAGCUAUCGAUGACCUUAACGAACCCGGAAUGCUUGAAGUUUCUCGGGGCGAACGCCUACGCAUUCUAACGAAGCGCGGACAAAUGGCGCGAUGCUGUCGUUUACAGCCUCGUCAUGACCGAGUCUUGCAAGGCUUAGUGCCAACUUCGAAUCUCGCUAUUAACGGAUUCUAG
Molecule: messenger RNA, 2067 nt
Organism: Thelazia callipaeda (thelaziosis nematode)
Lineage: Eukaryota; Metazoa; Nematoda; Chromadorea; Rhabditida; Thelaziidae
Source: the annotation of a GenBank genome assembly